AUGCAUCUGAUCCCACUCGACCAGAACAAGGAGCCAACAUGCGGCAGAGGGUUCCUCGAUGAAGCAAACUAUGAACAGAAUACGCAGAAAGUCAUCCCAGGAGAAAUGUACGGCGUGCUGACAGGGCGACCGAACCGUGUCCUCGUCAUCGACUGGGAUUGUUACGGUGGCAAGUGCGAGUUUGAACUGACGGAAGAAAUGUUGACGCGCAAGGUUGGCGGGGAAGGCGCGUACAUCGUCAAAACGCGAUCAGGCGGGUACCACACGUACUUCGCAUGGGACGAAGAACGAUUCGGCGAUUGGAAAGGCACGGUGGGCAUCGAAGGGUUCGUCGAUAUCCGUACGACGGGUAACUACGUGGUCGGUGCCGAUGCCCCGGGCUACGAGCUACUCCGAGGCGACAUCAACAAUUUACCACCGAUGCCCAACGAUUUGUACAGUUUCCUUGAUGGCAAAGUCGGUCACAAGGUCGAACGCGCGGACACGGAGUGCAGCUUUACGCAAGCAUCUGUGACACCUUUGCUCGAGGAAAUGGGGUUCACGGGCAUACAUUGGCUCAGUGGAGCGACAUCGUAUGAUUUUGAAUGCGACCAAUGUCGCCCACAGCGAGGCACCACUGUGGGCCAAUGUCCUUGCUGUGGGGGCUUCCACGAAGGCAAUGGAAGGGGCGGUGGGAAUCACUUUUACGUCGCCGAGGUCGGUCUCGGCGUGCUCACCGUGAAAAACCAUGGCAACUGCAAGCCCAGACAGUUUCGCUUUGAGGUUGGGUGUUUGGUGACCGGUAUCACCGAAAAGGAGCAGAACGAAAUCAAAGAGGGCACGUCUGCGGGCUACAUCGAGGUCCGCCGUGAGUUCGAGAAGCACGUCGCAAAGAUCUUAACCAAGGACCUCUUCUGCGACGAUAGCUGUUAUGGAACCACCGGGGACAUUACCAAGUUCAGCGAGGCCGCUUUGGUGAGGCGCUAUCGAGAACUCUCCUUUGUCGAUGAGAACGGUGUCUUGAGGAAAGGCAAGAAGAACGGGUUCAUCGAAAAGUGGCUCGACGACGACAAUAAACGGGUGUACGAUACCCUCGAUGUCGUCCCGAAAAACUGCAGCAACAAGACGUACAAUCUGUGGCGAGGCUAUCCGGUCGAAGGCAUCCCCAGUGAACUGGGCAAAGAGGGCGACGUAAAGCCUUUCCUCGAGCUCCUCCUGGUGCUAUGUGGCGGUUCAGAAAAUGCGCUCGAGUACGCUUUGAAUUGGUUCGCGUGUCUCUUCCAGAGACCCGAAGAGAAGCCGAUCACGUCGCUCGUGUUUCGAGGAGUCCAAGGUACCGGCAAGGGCACUUUCCUGCACCUGCUUCAUGCGCUCAUGGGCAAGACGUUUCAUGAGACGGCUGAUCCGAAAAAGGACAUAUUUGGGACGCAUGCGAACAUGAUUGAAGGCAAAAAGUGUCUCGCGUUGAACGAAGCAGAUGAGUGCAUCAUGAAAAUGUAUAGAAAGUUGCUGAAAUCGAUGCUCACGGACACGAGUUUCACAAUCAACCCGAAGCACGUGCAGCUGUACGUCAUCAUGAAUCUGGUUGGGUUCCUAUUUUUCUCGAACGACGACUACCCCGUUUUUCUGGAAAUGAGUGAUCGUCGGUUCGUCGUUAUGGAGCCACUGCUCACGCACUUGAACGACCAGACUGGAUUCUUGAAGGAAUUCCGCGACGUGUACAUCAAGGAUCUGAGGAACUUGAGGGCGAUCUACGACCACCUCAUGGGGCUCGACCUAUCGACUUUUGACUACGUGAAAGACAGACCUACGACCGACGCGUAUUCGGAAAUGAAGCGUGGCUGCAUGCCCAAGUUCACUCGAUGGUUUGAGCAUUGCGUCACUGUUGAAUUCCCUGAGAAGUGGGUUGGAAAUAAAAUCCGCAACAGUGACAUCUUCAUCGAAUACCAGACGUGGUUGCCAGCGGCUACGCGCGGUCAAGAUAGCGCGACCAGGGUCGGCAAUAAGCUCAAGGACUUCUUCAAGAAGGAAAAGGGCCACAGGAUCCCAAUGCGCGAGGACCACCUGAGGCAAGGUAGGGACGAGAAUGGCGUCUAUUGGGAAAUUGACCGCGACGGGUGCUUCGAGUGGCUGAAGAACAAUGGGUACACGGGGGAGACGGAGCUCGCGCCGGCGGUCGUCUGGUGUUCAUACUAA
Messenger RNA from Ostreococcus lucimarinus CCE9901, 2175 nucleotides. RefSeq lists its product with no specific name. NCBI's taxonomy places the organism in Eukaryota, Viridiplantae, Chlorophyta, Mamiellophyceae, Mamiellales, Bathycoccaceae. The record is from RefSeq and is a predicted model, not a curated record. The coding region runs from base 1 to 2175 and encodes 724 amino acids. The transcript has a single exon.